AUGGAAGCCAAGCCGCUCUCUAGCGAUGACCUAGGAUUUACUCUUCCUCCGAGCAACGGUCACACUUCUCACAAGCGACGGAUUGCCAGUUGGCCAUUCCUCUUGAUCACAGGCUGUGUUUUGCUCUUGUUCAAGACAUACCUCUCCUCAUCACGAGAACACGACUGGCCCAUACCGCCCAACGUCCAAAUUGACCGUUGCGCCGAAUUGAAUCACAAUCCAAGUAACAAUGCCCAAGAUCCAGCUCCGUAUUCUAUUCCAGCAACCUUCACCCUACCACUCUCUUCGAAAGCCCUUUUCUGCAUCUCCCGAGGGUCGCUUUCAAAUGGGGUCAUCAACAUCGUCCAAUCCCACAAAGGCGCCGGUUCGGAGAAUGUGGUUGUCGACGUCGACGUGAACUAUUGGGAAGAACCACUCUUGGACAAUCUUAAAGUUUGUCAGGUUACGAGAGAAGAUGGGGGCGUGGGCGUUGGUAUAUUCUCAGAUUGGGCAGGACGUCCGGGGAGCCGUCAAGUCGAAUUUGAAGUUACUAUAACCCUUCCUCGCGUCCCAAACGACGCCAUGUUAUACAUCGACUAUUUCGAAACGGACAUGCCGUCGUUCGAACAUUGGAUUGGGGAGCUCGGUGAUACUGUCUAUUUUAGAUCCAUCGUACUCGGGACGGAGUAUAGGGGUGUUGACGUAGCUUCAUUGAAUGGGGGAAACGUAGAAAUCAAGAAUUCCCAUAGCCCAAUUCAAGGCGUCAUCAACGCUUCGAGCGCAUUAUCCCUCAUCACUUCCAACGCGCUCAUCAACGUCUUUCUUGGGCUUUCCAGUUCUAGUUCUAGCGAUGAAGCUACGCGGUUAGAGAUGAAGACGAGUAACGCCGAAAUAACCGCGUCCAUAAGCCUAACCACCACCUCAAACUCACCAGGAGGCAACUACUCCAUCCUCACCCAAACAUCAUUCGCCAAACUAACCCUCACCUUUCCCUCCUCCCCACUCGACUCCUCCCUCUCACUCAACGCACGCACCUCCCUCGCUUCCAUAGACGUGUCACUCCAUCCAACGUACGAAGGUACCUUCACACUCGACGCUUCCCUCACACCAUUCGGUGCAAAGGUUUUUGUGGAUGAGGACGUGAGGGAUCCAGCGGGGGAGGGGAGGAAGAGGAAGGUUGAGGUUAGGAGGGGGAAUGGGGGAGGACGUGUUGAGGGGUCGGUUGGGUGGGGGGAUGGGGAGGAGGGGAGGGGGAAUGUUAAGCUUGAGACGGUACUGGGGAGUGCUAAUUUGAGGUUGUAA
This is a messenger RNA of Laccaria bicolor S238N-H82, 1281 nucleotides long. RefSeq lists its product as uncharacterized. Bases 1 to 1281 code for a protein of 426 amino acids. NCBI's taxonomy places the organism in Eukaryota, Fungi, Basidiomycota, Agaricomycetes, Agaricales, Hydnangiaceae. The record is from RefSeq and is a predicted model, not a curated record. The transcript is spliced from 5 exons.